Molecule: messenger RNA, 3259 nt
Organism: Anopheles merus
Lineage: Eukaryota; Metazoa; Arthropoda; Insecta; Diptera; Culicidae
Product: zinc finger protein Xfin-like
Exons: 2
Coding region: 279-3017 (912 amino acids)
Biological process (GO): regulation of transcription by RNA polymerase II
Cellular component (GO): nucleus; chromosome
Molecular function (GO): chromatin insulator sequence binding; zinc ion binding
Source: RefSeq, a predicted model, not a curated record
AAAUGCGCUUUUGUUGUAGUUGUCAGAAUCCAGGCAGCGAAGCUACAACAGUGCCGAGCUCGUUCGCUUGAUGCACUGAUUGCAUAUUACAUCCCCUGGAGCGACACUUGCUGGACGCAUUCCUGUGUUCUGCAACCUUAUCAAGUCCGCGCACAUACAAACACACACACACACAUACAGUAAAGCGAAAACAGUGUUGCCGUGGUAGAGUUAGGUGUUCGCUUUGCUUUGUUGUUGUUGUUUACGGGAAGGCCCCAGGGCACCGCAGCAGGCGAAGGAUGGAGGAACCGCCGCCGCCGCCACCACCCGCUGCACCGUCGCCACACGGGACGAAAAGUGAACCGAUGACAGCGGCCGCACCGAACGAAGCCACACAACGGUCGGCCGCUGCCGUCGGUGGCAGGAUGGUGGUAGUGUGUCGGAUCUGUCUCUCCACCCGUCCGCGCAUGAUAUCCAUCCACAGUCCGGUGCCGGAGUACGACCAGAAGACGCUGUACGCCAUGCUGCUGUCCGUGUGCUUGCCGCUGAACCAGCGCGAAACGGUGCAGGGCUUGCCGGAACAGAUCUGCCGCAACUGCCAGUGGAAGCUGCUGUCGGCGUACGAUCUGUACGAGACGACGCUGGCCAGCGACGAGCAGCUGCGCGCCGAAACGUCCCGGAAACCACCGACCGGGAAGGUGACACUGGCCGGCGAGGUGUUGCAGCCGGCGGAUGCACCGACAGCGGACGACGGCUUGAUCCGUGUGAAGGAAGAAACGCCCGACGACGGGUACGAGGAGCACGGGUACGGACCGGGCGGUAGGGCCGAAGAGGAGGACGUCCCGGGCGCGGUGUACGACGCGAGCGGGGAGAUGAGCAUGCUCAGCAUUCAACCCGACGUAAGCCUGCUGACGGAGGAGGGGGGCCGCGAGCCGGGCGAGGAGGAGGAGGGAGACGACGCCAACCUGCUGGAGGAGUCGAAAGCCGACCUGCCCGAUCCGAUGGAAGCGUUCGUGGACGAGCACUACCAGCAGGACGAGGACAGUGGCAACCACGUGUGCGGGCUGUGCAAGCAGGACUUUGCGUACAAGAGCCAGUGCCGGAUGCACAUCGCGCAAAAGCACAACCCGGCCAAACCGUUCAAGUGCGACGUGUGCUACUGCACGCUCACCAGCCACCUGCGCCUGGUGCGGCACAAGAUCGUGACGCACGGCGCCGGCCAGAUCAAGCGGGAGGACGUGAUCGAGGCGCAGAACGACAGCACCGGCGAGAUGACGUACACGUGCCCGAUCUGCCGGAAGGUGUUCAACUCGUCCGUGCGCUUCAAGCGCCACCGGAACGUGCACGUGGUGCACAAUCGGCCGUUCAAGUGUGAGGUGUGCCUGUACCGGUUCGCCACCAAGCCGCAGCUGACGCAGCACGCCAAGGUGCACGACGAGAAGAGCGUGUCGCCGGGCAGCUCGGAGGUGGGCGAGUACCCGUGCGACCGCUGCGAGGAGGUGUUCGUGGCGAAGCGCGCCCUCACGAUGCACCUGAAGAAGGCGCACCAGGUGUACCGGGUGCCGGGCGGGGCGCGGCCGGACGAGCAGCGCGAACGCAGCGAGUACGUGUGCAUCAUCUGCAAGGCGACGUUUGCGCGCGAAACCGUCCUCAACACGCACAUGAAGAUGCACGAGCUGCUGGCGGCGGAGAAGGAGAAGGAACGGCGGCUCGAUCUCGAGCGGCUGGUCAAGCAGGAGCUGCAGCAGCAGAUGCAGCAGAGCGUGCCACCGCUGCCGCCCCUCUCGCCGGAGGAAACCGAUCAGCCGUCCUGCGUGCUCGAUCCGGUGGCGCUCGGGCUGGUGCCGGUGGCAAAGGCGCAAGGCGGAGCGGCAUCCGGCACGGACAAUAACAACAGCAGCACGAGCAUCAACAACAACAGUCCACCCGGCGGCUCCGGUGGUCCGAGCGGGCUGAAGCGGAAGCUGUCCCUGCCGCCGGCACCGCCGAGCGACAUGGCGUACGUGUGUCCGGUGUGCGACACCGAGUUCGAUGAGCGGGAAGCGCUGAAGAAGCACCAGAAGGAGCAGCACACCCGGCUGCAGGUUGGCAUCGUGUCGUCGAGGAUGGGUGAGUCCGGCACGCCGACCGGUGGGGGGGGACAUUCGCAGCCGCGGAUGAUGCCACGGUUGACCGCCCUGCCCGGGAUGAAAAUGCGCCUACUGGAUGGGAAGCGGAUAAUGGACAAAAAGCGACGCCUACUGCCCGACCCAACCGAUGAUGACGUUGAGCUAAUAGAGCACGACGAAUCGCUAGACAACGACGGCCACAGCACUGGCGGCCUAAUACCGAUAGAUGACAGUCCGCGGGGCAUUGAACGGCGGCAGACCGCAUCCGGUGCUACCGCGUCAACGCCCACUGAAGAACCGUCCCAGUUCCAGUGCGACCUCUGCCAUAAAAAGUUCCCCUACAACUGCUACCUAACGAUGCACAUGCGUAAAAAUCACGACAAAUCCAAACCGUACGGCUGCAAGGUGUGCCAUUACCGCUUCGGGUACCGCGGUACGCUGCUGCGCCACCAGCUGAUCCACUCGUCCCAGCGUGUCCAGCCCGGCAGCCACGGUUCAAUCAUCUUCAAGUGCCGCAUCUGUUCGGCCAAAUUUCUCGAGCUAAGGCAGCUGAAUAUGCAUCUGAAAGGGCACCGGAAGGUGCCGGAAGAGCCAGAGCCCAACCAGCAGGUGCAGCUGAUUCGCUGCAACGAGUGUCCGCAAAUCUUUAGCAACCCGAACCAGCUCGCACGGCACAUGGUGAAGGAGCAUCAGCAGGAGCAGCAAGAGAGCGAGGACGACGAGCUAUACAAUUCCGACCGAUUAUUUCAGCACCAGCAGCAAGCCGACCUGGCCAUGUAUCCGUCCUCUUCGUCGUUAAGAGGUGACGGUGGUGGUCGUACCACCACGAACGAUCUCAAGCAUAAUUCCGAACAGUCGAAAGACGGCCACGGCGCUGCACUCAUAAACGACGAUAUAUCGAUCAUCAAGCUGGAGCCAAACUUUGAUUAAGCGUGGAAGGUAUAGAUGUGUUUUAUUUUUCUAGGGGAAUUCUACAACUUACUUCCUUUGUUUUCACCCUCCGCGGAUAGGGGCGAAGACUUUUAAGCAUAGAUAGGAAGGGGUUUUUUUAGUGAUAAGGUUGUGGUAGAUACGCAGGUAGGUACGAAGCACGAUGGAAUUAAAUGGUGAAAACAAAAACCCGUCUGUACAAUCUUAACCAAAUAAACUGGAAACCAAUCAUCGAACUACAA